Messenger RNA from Phyllostomus discolor (pale spear-nosed bat), 3488 nucleotides. RefSeq names its product zinc finger protein OZF-like. The record is from RefSeq and is a predicted model, not a curated record. Gene Ontology annotation, molecular function: DNA-binding transcription factor activity; RNA polymerase II cis-regulatory region sequence-specific DNA binding. Gene Ontology annotation, biological process: regulation of transcription by RNA polymerase II. The coding region runs from base 309 to 2207 and encodes 632 amino acids. Lineage: Eukaryota; Metazoa; Chordata; Mammalia; Chiroptera; Phyllostomidae. The transcript is spliced from 4 exons.
UCACUAGCUUAGAUCACCCGCGGACUCCGCCUCCUUGACACCGGGGCUGCGCGGGGGCUUCUGGGACACGGAGCCGCAGGCUUACCUCUCGGGCCCACAACUGGUCAGUAGCGCUCCAACUGAUCAGAGGCCACAGUGGCUUCUGGGGAAGCGUGGACUUACUGGCCCGAGCAGGCCAAGUGUGAUCGGAGGUCCUGGCGGAGGCCGGUGGUCACUUUCCUGAGGUAGCCGUGUGGUGUCUCCGGCUGCUGCGGAGGGCGCCAGGGAGGAAGUAGAGAGCUUGCGGUCCUGCCUGUGCCCCAGUCACCAUGGGCACUGGAAGGAUGGCCACCCAGCAGCCGACCACAAAGACCCUGGGGUCAGUGGCAUUCAGGGAUGUGAUUGUGGACUUCACUCAGGAGGAGUGGCAGCAGCUGAAACCUGCACAGAAGGACCUGUACAGGGAUGUGAUGAUGGAGGUCUACUGGAACUUGAUCUCCCUGGACGUGGAGACUAGACCUGACACGAAGGAACUGGACCCACAGGAGGACAAUUGGGAAGACAGACCAUCUGUUGUGGUUGUUACAGAAGGACCCAUGAAGAAUGGUGCCCAGAGUUACCCCUGUGAAGGAGCAGGGACACAGGGUGACUGGGUGGGGAGACAACAGGAGAGUCCAGGAACCUGUCUGGGGAAUUUGGACAUAUCCCAAGCAUUAGCCCCUGAAUAUUGUGAGUUUAAGACAUUUGUCCACCAAAGCCCCACGUGGGCCACAAUGAUAUCAGAGGGACAUAGGGGAGCGGAGACACACCCAUUCACCGUGUGUGGGAAGGACUCAGGUACUUCAGUCCUCGUUCCUCUCUCCACCCUCAAUGCAGAGAAGAAGCCAUACGAGUGUGGGGAAUGUGGCAAGGCCUUCAGCUACAACUCAUCCCUGAGGAUGCAUCAGCGAAUCCACACUGGGGAGAAGCUCUUGUCAUGCCACACGUGUGGGAAGCAGUUCACCCAGCAGUCAUCCCUUACCGUCCACCAGCGUGUACACACCGGGGAGAAACCUUACACGUGUGGGGACUGUGGCAAGGCCUUCAUGCUGAAGGUGAACAUUAUCCAGCACCAGAGAACGCAUACCGGGGAGAAACCGUAUGUGUGCGGGGAGUGCGGCAAGGCCUUCAGGCUGAAGGCGCACAUCAUCUUACACCAAAGGACACACACUGGGGAGAAGCCAUUCACGUGUGGGGACUGUGGCAAGGCCUUCAGACAGAAAGGGAAUCUCAAAGAGCACCAGAGGAUGCACAAUGGGGAGAAGGCAUAUGUGUGUGGGGACUGUGGCAAGUCCUUUAGCCAAAAGACGUACAUCAUCCGGCACCAGAGGACUCAUACUGGGGAGAAGCCGUACCUGUGUGGGGACUGUGGCAAGUCCUUCAGCCGAAAGGAGACCCUCAGUGAACACCAGAGGACACACAAUGGAGAGAAGCUAUACACGUGUGAGUAUUGUGGAAAUGCCUUCAUUCAGAAAAGGCUCCUUAUCCAGCACCAGAGGACGCACACUGGCGAGAAGCCUUUCAUAUGUGGCACCUGCGGCAAGGCCUUUAGACAGAAAGGGAACCUCAAACAGCACCAGAGGAUGCACACUAGGGAGAAGCCAUAUGUGUGUGGGGACUGCGGUAAGGCCUUCAGCCGUAAGGAGACCCUCAGUGAACACCAGAGGACACACAAUGGAGAGAAGGCAUACAUGUGUGAGUAUUGUGGAAAGACCUUCCUCCUGAAAAAGCAACUUUUCCGGCACCAGAAGACACACACUGAGGAGAAACCGUUCAUGUGUGGCAACUGUGGCAAGGCCUUCAGACAGAAAGGGAACCUCAUCCUGCACCAGAGGAUGCACACUAGGGAGAAUCCAUACGUGUGUGGGGACUGUGGCAAGGCCUUCAGUCAGAACGAGUACCUCAUCCUGCACCAGAGUACUCACACUGAGGAGAAGCCAUACAUAUGCAGUCAGUGCGGCAAGGCCUUCAGACAGCACUUCUCCCUCAGGGUGCACCAGCGUGUGCACACUGGAGAGAAGCCCUACAAGUGCAGCCAGUGUGGCAAGGCCUUUAGCCAAAAGUCCUCGCUGAGGACACAUUGGCGCGUACACACUGGAGAGAAGCCCUAUAAGUGCAGCCAGUGCAGCAAGGCCUUCAGCAAAAACUGCUCUCUCAGGAAGCACAGGCACGUACACAUUGAGAAGUAGCCCUACCAAUGCUUCCUCUGCCAGAAGCAUUCCAUGACACACUUGUCCCUGCAGGAAAAUGUGACCAGCAACCUCUGAGGAGAACCUUUGUAAGAAUGGCUGGUGCGGCAAAGCCUUCAUCAGGAACUUCUUGCUUUCUGUCUACUGGAGGAUCCACAUGGGAGAGAAGCCCUGCCUGUGUGACAUGUGGGGGGAACCUUCACCAGGAACUUAAACCUCACCAGACACAUGGCAGGGAGGUGUGGAGCUCAGAAUCCACACCCGACAGGCAGGUCAGAAGCCCACGGGCAAGUGCCAGGCUUGAUAUUGGAGCCCACAUGGAGAACGCAAGAGAAGUCCUACUCAUAGUGGUAUUAGCAAUGUGGGUGCUGCGGAUAGGCCGUGCCAUGCUCACCAUUUGCAUCUGCAGUGCCAUGUGGAAAGUAAGCCCACCUACAAGUCUGGUACCUGGGAGUGUGUCCAGAGGCACUGUGGUUCCUGUCUGAGCAGGAGUGAGCUGACUCAUGACCUUGGACAUUGCAUUUAGUGUCUCCGGGUCUCACUCUUCUCCACAGUAAAGUGGAGGAGGCAGAGGAUGGAGGAAGACGGGGAGGUGAGCCCCAUGGGGACAUUGUCCCUUUGUGAAACACGCUCGGAUCUAGUCCAAAGAUGAGGUUACUGCCAUCUGUGUGUUUCCUUGCUUUCCUCACACACAGCCCUUAGUUUCCCUGCAAUGCCAGCUGGAAGGCCCCAAGCUCAUAAGUUGUGGAAGUUACCAGAUGGUUCAGGAGGAGGAAAAUAUUUUUUUCAGGAUUAGGAAGUAACAAUCUCUUCAGGUUCCUCCACAUUGGUCUUUAAAUUUUUCAAAAUAAAAGUUUUAAUUAAGUGAGACCAAUGUCAUUUUAAACAGUCAUUAGAUGUGCAAGUUGCAGGUACUGGUUGUCCUGUCCAAAUGAGUGUCAACACUUUGGGGGAGGGAGCACACAUACCCCACAGGAACGCCCAGAACCAAGCAAGCCUGCACCAGGCCACUUCCCUCUUGCAGUCUGGAUUCCUGGCUUGGGAAUGGUCACACCACGUCUAAUGCUUAUUAUUAGAAUGGUUUCCCUGGCGUUUUCUGGUCUCCCAUGACCAUUGAUAUUAGUAGCAGGAAAUUACAUCUCUCCCUCUCCCCACCACACACACACCUACACCAGCAGCACUAGGAGAUUCAUUGAUUUCUCAUCUCCUUUCCAUGGAUGCUUACUUACCCAAUAAACAUCCUCUCAUGGCAUGAAAUGUCAUCAGGGGAAUUUUCCUUUG